Molecule: messenger RNA, 1605 nt
Organism: Linum tenue
Lineage: Eukaryota; Viridiplantae; Streptophyta; Magnoliopsida; Malpighiales; Linaceae
Source: the annotation of a GenBank genome assembly
UAAAUAUUCUCCCUUUCACCUUCCGAAGUUCCAACGCCGACGAAACAAAAAAUUUCCGGGCUCCCGAAUUCCUCUUUUCUUUCCCCGGCCUCCUUACUCCUCCUGCUAGUUUAUCCGGCCGAAAUCCAUCAAUUUUCCGGCUUCUCCCCGGAAGGAACUCAAUUCACUUGCCUCCGAAUUAUAUAGCAACUUGCUUUGUUCGUCCUCCCGGUGGCGGCGGCGGGGGUUUGAAAUGGCGGGAAUUCGAACGACGGAGUGAUUUUGCCAUUGAUAGUCAACGAGAUUUUGAGCUGGGCUUGGUGGGCAGCCUUCUGGGUUUCGUGGGAGAGGCAAAGGUGGACGCUUUGGGGGAGGUUUUGUCGUUUUUCUUCGCGGUUGUCGAUGGCGAAUCCUCCCGGUACGCAUCUGCAACACCAUAAUCAAGAUGCUACGAAUGCAAAUAGCAACGCUCCUUCUUCUACGCUCAACGGAACCAAUCCGGCCAACGGCAAUCCGGAGAGCUCUAAUUCGGCUUCCCCUUUGAAGCACAACCCCGGGAUCUCCAACGAUUGGACGGCGGAGGAGCAGUCAAUACUCGAGGAUGGCCUAGCUAAAUAUUCAUCAGAGUCGAACAUACUCCGAUAUGCAAAGAUAGCUAUGCAGCUGCAAACUAAGACAGUCCGAGAUGUUGCCCUGCGUUGCAGAUGGAUGACUAAGAAGGAAUCUAGCAAGAGACGGAAAGAUGACAAUUUAGCACGAAAAAGCAAGGAUAAGAAGGAAAAACUUACUGAUGCUUCAACAAAGCCAUCUUCUUUCAUUACCCGAGCUAAUGCUCCUGCAUAUACAAAUACUGUGGUUCCUAUCGACAGUGACGAUGGCAUUUCUUGUAAAACUAUUGGUGGGGUCACUGGGGACCUCCUUGAGCAAAAUGCUUUGGCAUUGAGUCAGAUUACUUCUAAUCUCUCUACAAUGCAGAUACAAGAAAACAUCAACCUACUUUGCCGGACUCGUGAUAACAUCCUCAAAAUUAUGAACAACUUGAAUGAUGUCCCGGAGGUGAUGAAGCAGAUGCCUCCCCUUCCAGUAAAGAUGAACGAAGAGCUUGCCAACACCAUCCUUCCGCGCCCAAACAUCCCCAUGAAAUAGGUACCUGAGGCGAAAUUCAGCUGCUGCAAAAUCUUCUCAGCAUCUCAAAGCCAUACUUGAGCCUCUUUUGUAGUCGCAGUAUAAAAUCGUUUUGUUGAUGGUGGUCAACACCUAGUUUGGUUGGUUGGUUUUCUUCUAAAAGCAGUUCUUGGUAGGAAGAAGAAGACUACUCAGAAUUUUACCUUUUCUUUUCCUGGGUUUGUAGGCAAUUAGGCUUACACAGAAUAAACAAUAAGCAAAAUAUGUGAUCUUGUUGCUAAUCUUCUCUCUUUACCCCCAUUUUGGGGCCUUCUGUGAAUAUGUUGUAGCUUCACUUCUUUUGUCAUUGCAGGAUUAGUGCUUAGUAACUUGGCAUUUGUUCUUUGCUUAUUUCAAGCAAGUAGCCCUUGGAAAGGAAAGAAGAAAGGGUUGUUUUGUUUGAUUAGUUUAUCUGGAUAUUGAGUUUAUUAUGAAUGCUAUAUAAUCAUUUUUUUUGGUCUA